AUGUCUUACACAGUGGAUUUUAACGACACAGUGGUGAGAGCAUAUGGCGAGGGAUUUCCCUUAUUGAUGCCUCGUUGGGGAUACGUCGUAUCCGCUUUUGUUCUCUUCUUAAUUGGCUUCUUCGGAUUCUUCUUGAAUCUCAUGGUGAUUCUCCUCAUGUUCAAAGAUCGACAGCUAUGGACACCUCUGAACAUAAUAUUGUUCAACCUGGUGUGUUCAGACUUUUCCGUUUCCCUAUUGGGAAAUCCCUUGACCCUCAUUUCCGCACUAUUCCAUCGUUGGAUUUUCGGCCACACCAUGUGUGUCAUUUACGGGUUCUUCAUGGCUUUACUUGGUAUCACAUCUAUUACAACGCUCACCGUGAUAUCGUUCGAGCGUUAUCUUAUGGUAACAAGACCUCUCAGCUCACGUCAUCUUAGUUGUAAAGGGGCGACUGUAUCGGUAGUAUUCAUCUGGCUUUACUCACUCGCUCUUACGACCCCGCCAUUAUUGGGCUGGGGGAAUUAUGUCAACGAGGCUGCAAAUAUCAGCUGCUCAGUGAAUUGGCACGAACAAUCGAGGAAUACUCUCACGUACAUCUUAUUCCUGUUCGCGAUGGGACAGAUUGUGCCGCUGGCCGUCAUCACCUUCAGUUACGUCAACAUUAUCAGGACUAUGAAGCGGAAUUCUCAACGCCUGGGUCGUGUUAGCCGAGCCGAGGCGCGAGCCACAGCCAUGGUUUUUAUAAUGAUUAUAUCAUUUACCGUCGCCUGGACCCCAUAUUCACUGUUUGCACUGAUGGAGCAGUUUGCAACCGAGGGAAUUGUAUCACCGGGGGCGGGAGUUAUACCAGCACUAGUAGCAAAAAGUUCAAUUUGUUACGAUCCUUUAAUUUACGUUGGGAUGAAUACACAGUUUCGAAAAUCCAUCAAAAGAAUAUUUGGAAUACAGAAACGAAGAGGUUCUAGGAUUGAAAAGUGCUAUAAUAACUCGAUACUAUCACCAACACAUCGACGAUCUGCGUACAAUGAUAUUACCGUCCGUUAUAAUUCUUCUGACACAGUCAUAUCAACUCCGAAACGGUACUCAGAUAAAAGGAUUUUCAGUAGUGAAGAUUCUGAAAGUCAUAUGGCAUCUACAGUAACGAAUGAAUCAAGUCGCCCAACAGGAAAAGUAUAUGAAUUGUGUACUAUCCAAGAAAACAAGACCGCGUCGGACGCUGAGAGAUCCGGAGAUACUAUUUGCGAUGAUGAUAACACAAGUAAUAAAAACCUAGAACUUGUAUUUGGUGAAUCUUGUAAAAUAUAUAAAGAUUCCACUAAUGACAACGAACGAGUAACAGCUGAUGCAGUGAAAAACAAAAUUCAUAUUACUGAAAGUAAAAACAUUUUAGAUGAAACCGACCUGCAUCUUAUUGAAAGUAAUUUAAAUCAAAGUUCGAAAAGAUCUAAAAUAAUAAGACACAGCUAUUCACUGGAUUUGGGUGGAGUUUCUAACGAAGGUACACGAAGAAAAUUUUCUAUUGAAACUAAACUAGAAACAUUUAACCCUUCAAAAUUAUUCAGAAAAGAUGGAGUAGUGAACAAACUCUUUGAAUCUGAUAAUAGAGAUAAUGUUAGUUAUAUAUGUACAAUUGAUAAUAGCGAAAAUCAUGAGGAACAUUUGUCAUCUAAAUAA
Molecule: messenger RNA, 1656 nt
Organism: Danaus chrysippus (African queen)
Lineage: Eukaryota; Metazoa; Arthropoda; Insecta; Lepidoptera; Nymphalidae
Source: the annotation of a GenBank genome assembly